Molecule: messenger RNA, 4996 nt
Organism: Sarcophilus harrisii (Tasmanian devil)
Lineage: Eukaryota; Metazoa; Chordata; Mammalia; Dasyuromorphia; Dasyuridae
Gene: AGPS
Product: alkylglycerone phosphate synthase
Exons: 20
Coding region: 75-2033 (652 amino acids)
Biological process (GO): lipid biosynthetic process
Molecular function (GO): FAD binding; alkylglycerone-phosphate synthase activity
Source: RefSeq, a predicted model, not a curated record
GGCUGCUGGGAUGCGCCACAGCGAAUGACCUUUCACCUGCGCCCAGCAGCCUCGGGCUGCACAAGGCGGAAGCCAUGGCGGAGGCAGCGGCGUCGGCGGCUGCCGAUGGGGCGGGCUGCGGCUCGGGCUCAUCCCUGGAGCGAGAGCGGGAGAGGGUCUGCGCCGGGAGAAGGCUCCGGGUCCUCUCGGGCCAUCUGCAGGGCCGUGCCCCGGCGGCGGCUCUCGUUCUCAACGAGUGCAGAGGCCGGGCCCCGGCGGCAGCACCGGCGGCGCCUCCGCCCGCGGCUCCCGAGUCCAGCAGCAUCCCCAAGAAGCGGCAAGAACUGAUGAAGUGGAAUGGAUGGGGAUAUAAUGAUUCCAAGUUCAUCAUUAAUAAGAAGGGCCAAAUUGAAUUUACUGGGAAAAGGUACCCUCUUAGUGGCAUGGUUUUGCCAACAUUUAGAGAAUGGUUACAAAAUGUUCUUGGAUUAAAUUUGGACCAGAGAACUACCUCUAAAGCAUCUUUAAAUGCUAGUGAUGUACCUCCUUCUGUUGUAAAAGAAGAUUUUCUUGAUGACCUUAAAGAAACUAGCAUUUCAUAUUCACAAGAAGCAGAUGAUAGGGUAUUCAGAGCUCAUGGUCAUUGUCUACAUGAGAUAUAUUUGCUCAGGGAAGGAAUUUUUCAACGAAUUCCUGAUAUAGUAUUAUGGCCAAAGUGUCAUGAUGAUGUAGUUAAGAUUGUGGAUUUGGCCUGCAAAUAUAAUCUUUGUAUCAUCCCAUUUGGUGGAGGAACAAGUGUUUCAUCUGGACUGUCAUGUCCUGUAGAUGAGAAAAGAACAAUUGUUUCAUUGGACACUUCACAAAUGAAUCGAAUCCUCUGGGUUGAUGAACACAAUCUGACGGCCCAUGUAGAAGCUGGUAUAACAGGACAGGAGCUGGAGAGACAGCUUAAAGAAAGUGGUUAUUGUACGGGUCAUGAACCAGAUUCCCAGGAAUUCAGCACCGUGGGAGGAUGGGUAUCAACUCGAGCAUCAGGCAUGAAAAAAAACAUCUAUGGCAAUAUUGAAGACUUGGUGGUUCAUAUAAAAAUGGUAACCCCAAAAGGCGUAAUAGAAAAAAGCUGUCAAGUACCUCGCAUGUCAACAGGCCCCGAUAUCCAUCACUUCAUUCUGGGAUCUGAAGGAACUCUUGGUGUGGUUACAGAAGCUACAAUAAAAAUCAGACCAGUCCCUGAAUACCAAAAGUAUGGCUCAGUAGCCUUCCCUAAUUUUGAACGAGGAGUAGCCUGCUUAAGAGAAAUUGCAAAACAGAGAUGUGCACCUGCAUCAAUUCGUCUCAUGGACAAUAUGCAGUUUCAGUUUGGUCUUGCUCUUAAACCUCAGGUUUCCUCUAUUUUUACAUCAUUUUUGGAUGGAUUGAAAAAAUUUUACAUCACAAAGUUUAAAGGAUUUGAUCCCAACCAGCUAAGUGUAGCUACAUUACUCUUUGAGGGGGAUCGAGAAAAAGUUCUUCAACAUGAAAAACAAGUGUAUGAUAUAGCCGCCAAAUUUGGUGGUUUGGCAGCUGGAGAAGACAAUGGACAGAGAGGUUAUUUGCUGACAUAUGUCAUUGCAUAUCUUCGGGACCUGGGCUUGGAACACUAUGUAUUAGGAGAAUCCUUUGAGACAUCUGCACCUUGGGAUAGGGUUAUAGAUCUCUGUAGAAAUGUAAAGGAAAGAAUAGCAAAAGAGUGCAAAGAGAAAGGUGUCCAGUUUUCACCUCUUUCUACUUGCAGGGUAACACAGACAUAUGAUGCAGGUGCAUGUAUCUACUUCUAUUUUGCCUUUAACUACAGAGGAAUUAGUGAUCCUCUGACUGUCUUUGAAGAAACUGAGGCAGCUGCUAGAGAGGAAAUCCUUGCCAAUGGAGGAAGCCUGUCACAUCAUCAUGGAGUGGGCAAGUUGCGGAAGCAGUGGCUGAAGGAAACUAUCUCCGAUGUCGGCUUUGGAAUGCUGAAGUCUGUCAAGGAAUAUGUGGACCCCAAUAAUAUCUUUGGAAACAAGAACCUUUUAUAAAUUCAUUAUUCUCUGAUAUACUUAAUUAAGAAUCACACACAAAUGCUUUUUUAGUCUACAAGUCUAUGGUUAUCCCAGUAAUCAAAUAUAUCAUGGACUAUAUUUGGGGUGUAUUUUGUUUAUUGAUUUAUAAAAAAAUCUUUUAUUCUUGAGUUAUGCUCUGUUUAUACAUCUGUGGAUGGACAGGUGGCGUUCCUAAAUCUCUCGCACUGUAAAGGGCAUCAGUUUACAACCAACUUGGAGAUGCAAGUCAUUCCAAGUUUUAGUUAGGCAGCACAGAGCUUAUGAUUGUAAUUUCAGUGGAAGAUACAAUCAGCUGUUUUGUGUUGAAGCUUCCUCUGCCUGGAGAACAAAGAUUGGUAUUGGUAUUAUUUAGUGAAACUGAUUAUCCAGCCUUCUUUUAGAAAAAAGUUUCUGGGAGGCAGAUAACUAGGGAAGGAUUCCACUGAGAGAACAUUUCCAUGUAAAAGGUUUUUCUUUCUUUUUUUCUUCUUCUAUUUUAAAGGAAGCAGGCCUGAAUGGGAGGAGUCAUGGAGGAAUAAUUAUUCUUGAAUGAAUAAAGAUAGCCUAGCAUUUUAAAGAUGCACUGAAUUUUGUAAAAUGUUUUGGCCUGCAUUUUCCUUUCUAAUUAUUUUAAAAAUCAAAACCCUUGAAUUGGCAUAGAAAUUAUACUGUUACAGCACAAUUUUUUUUCUUUGUAUGUUUGUUUACACUGAAGUCUGAAUUGUAUUUGUAUCAUUGGGAUAAUCUAUUGUAAUAUCCUGGUUCAUUCAUCAUAUGUUUUGUAUAGAAAAAGAUGACAUCGCUCAUAUUGUAUGUGAAGAGCAGGUUUACCAUAAAAUGAAUGCCUUCAUUCACGCUGUAGUCCUGAUGUAUCUGGUUUCACUUUCUUGUUGCUGAGAUGCAGAAGAAAAAAAAUCCCUCUCUAUUUAACGUCUUUGGCAGAAUGAGUGGUUUGGCUAUUUAAACAAAUACUGUCUUAAGCAUUAUUCAGCACUCUGUUUGAAAGUCUCAACAGUUUCGAUGCUGAAAUCUUUUUAUCAAUCUAAACUGGAUGACAAAUUUUCAUCUAAAAGUGAAGUUUUCAAUUUAGUUUUUAAUAAUGGUUUGAUGUCUUUAUGAAUUACAGCUUUAACCUAAACAGUAACCACAAUUGUAGUAUAUAAAGUGCAUAUACCAUAAUCAAAAGUUUGAAACUUCAUAUUUCUUAAAUUGUAGGUCAAACAUUAAUCACAUUUAGCAAACAUUUUUACAUUUAAACCUGUAUCUUAAAAAUAAGUGAAUUGAAAACUUUGAAUCAUUGUCUUGUCAAGGUUCAUGAUUCACAUUUUGAGAUGGAUUCUUUUCUUAAUGCAAUGCCUGACUUUUUGAUAAUUUUUUUUUUAAUUAGUACUUGAUCAUAUAUAGCAACUCGAUGUGCAGACUAUCCUUUAAAAGGACAUACUGUCUGUCUAUGUAGCAGUGGCUCCAAAGUGUUUUUGGGCAGUUUGAUACCUUUUAUAUCCGAAGUAGCCUUAACCAGUAAAGUAAAAAUUUACAAUUUGAGAAUACGCUAUUUUUACAAUUUCAAAAUAAUUUUUAACUGUGAAAAUUGGCCUAAAAUAAAUGAAUAUAAAUCUCUAAGCAAAUUAAAAUCAAAUACUUCUGUUAUAGCAACAAAAAUAGUAAUGGCUUUAUUAAAAACUGCCUGUCUUCAUCAGCAAUUUCUUUUUAAAAAAUUGUAAACUUUCCAUCAGAACUCUGUUCAAAACCAAAACCCUUGGUUUUUGAACCAGUUGGAUAUUUGCUGAAUAAAAUCACGUCUAAAACUAUAGAAUUUUAUGAAAUACAUUUAUUCAUAAAAAUAAGUUUAAAAGCAUUCUCUGAUGUGGGAAUCUAAACAUGAAAUUAAUAUGGUAUUAAUAGCCUAUAGGAAAUGUACGUAUGUAUGUGUUUCCUAGUAAAUUUUGUUUUUAUAAAACUUCUAAAUUCACAAGCAAAUCCAGUCUCUUGCAUUUGAUUGGGGAUUUCAUAUUUCAACAACCUCAGAAAUCUGCACUUGACAUUAGGGAACUCUUAAUUUUUGAGGUUAAGUGCUCCUUAUUCUGUAUAAAACUUAUGGAACACAUGAUUUAUCUCUGUUUUUCCUUUUCAUGUGUGCAAGGCUUCCCCACAUUGCAUUCUUUGAUUGGGAUGAUUGCUUGUUAUAGUUAGGAACCUGCCUGCAACAUCAGUCUGAAAUACACCUUUCUUUGUCAAUCCUGUUUCAAACAGAUAUUUAGUCAAUAAGAACCUUCCUCUCACACCUUUUGGUAUGUGCCUCUGUACUUGGUAUGCUCUAGAGGACUGAAUUUACAAAUUAAUGCACAGAAAGCACUUACAUUUUACCUGUUAACCCUGAAAUAGCUGGAUUUAAUGGUAGCAUGAGGACUAAAGCUGGGAAGAGAUGGUUUUGUGGAACCGUUUAAUUCCAUUCUUCCAUGAAGUUUAUACAAAGUACACGUAAAUUCUUUAACCUAUAUGAUUUUUGGGGCUGCACAGUGCUGACCUUCUUUUCCUUUACUUACUCAAUCUUUUCAAGGCAUUGGCAUACAUUUAUUAAAUCACGUUUGGGUUAGGGUUUUCUUGGGGCAGGAAUAUAACUUGCUGCUAAUGUGAAAAAAUUUGCAUCAGAUGCAAAGAGCUUGAUGUGAAAAGGUAUAAUUGAUAAAGAAAUUAUUGCCUUAAUGCUUUUUUGGCAGAGUUGUAAAUACACUUAAAAUUUCUACCUGUAAAAGGUUUGGGUGUAAUUUACAAUGUGUGCCUAAAUUGAACCUUUGGUGACACAUGAGAGAAAUUUUAGGUUAAGUUUGGUAAUCAGGGCAUGACAUCUGUCAUUGAGGAUUUAUUGUGCUUAGCACUGUAUUUAACAGGAGGAGGAAAAAGUCUUGAAUGAAUAUCUGAUUAAAGUCUUAAGAGAAUAAAGUUUCUCCUUUAAAAAUUCA